This is a messenger RNA of Soboliphyme baturini, 324 nucleotides long. Lineage: Eukaryota; Metazoa; Nematoda; Enoplea; Dioctophymatida; Soboliphymatidae. The record is from the annotation of a GenBank genome assembly.
AUGGUUGAAGAAGAGUCACAAGUGCUGAGAUUGACGAACUAUGAACAAAGGCAGUAUGAAAUGCAGAUUCGCACAGCGAAUAUGACGCGCUGCGCUGAGGCCCUGAUCAAACUUGUGUCUGACUUAAAGCAGUUUUUGAUCUUGAACGAUUUCGAGUUCGUUAACGAAACUGUUGAAUUCACAAACAGUCAGUGUCAGCUUAUUCGAAAAGAACUGAACGACAAAUUACUGACAGUCAAGGAGGAAGCUGCUGUUUGUUUGCAAGAAGCUGAGCAAGAAUAUUACAAUACCUCGCUGCAAGAUCGUACUUCAUUCAUACUUUGA